AUGCUCUCAUUCACACAUAUCCUCGUCCUUCCGUGUGUGUUGGCACUAUCCAAUGUUUUUGUAUUAGCCGCAGAAACCAUCCAUCGCCGCGAAUACUUCUAUGUGGGCGGCACGUACGAGAGCAAUGGCCACGGCGAACACAUCUUCAAGAACCAGAUGUACGUUGAACACCUACGCCCUAUCAACGGAGUGCGUAAAGAAAACCCCAUAGUGUUUGUCCACGGUCAAGGUCAGACAGGAACAAAUUGGCUCAAUAAGCCAGAUGGCAAGCGAGGGUGGGCUUCGUACUUCCUUGAGCAGGGCUACGAAUGCUAUAUAAUCGAUCAAACAUUUCGUGGUCGAAGUGCCUGGUUUCCAGGGAAUGGGACAAUGGACAUGCUCAGUGCAGAAAGGCUGGAGACAUAUUUUACGGCAACCCGACGGCAUGAGCUAUGGCCACAAGCAAAGCUCCAUACGCAAUGGCCUGGAUCUGGCCUCAUGGGUGACCGUAUCUUUGACGCUUACUACGCGUCAACGGUUCAGUUCCUCGCAGAUGAACUCUACCAACAGGCCGCCAUUCGAAACGCAGCUGCGGCCCUGCUAGAUAGGAUCGGACGGCCUGUUGUUGUCAUUGCACAUUCCCAGGGGGGAACUCUAGGAUGGUUCUUCGCUGAUACACGGCCUGACCUAGUCGCAUCACUUAUAUCCAUGGAGCCUGGAGGGCCCCCUUUCGAAUCCAAACUUGUCGGUUCCGGACCCGCUAGAAAGUACGGGUUAACGGAUGUCCCUAUCACAUAUUUCCCUCGAGUUGUGGAUCCAGAUAUCGAUUUAGUCAAGCAAACCAUCCGCGAUAACCAGACCGGAGUCAGCUGCAUAAUUCAGGCCGAGUCGCCAGCCCCACGAAAGUUAGCGAACCUCGCAAACGUUCCGAUCUUGCUGGUUACGUCCGAAUCUGGCUAUCAUGCGGUGUAUGACUGGUGUACGGCCAAAUAUUUGGAGCAAGCCGGGGUCCACGUGAGACAUUUGCAGCUCGGGGAGGCUGGAAUUCAUGGCAAUGGACACAUGAUGUUCCUUGAGUCAAACAGCGAUGUCGUAGCUAAGGCGCUACAGGAGUGGAUGGAAGGGCAUGGCAGAUUGCUAAAGCAGUGCGCGGGAGCAAAAUCCGAGGUUGUGCCAUGGGCUGAUGGCCAGUGUUGA
Ophidiomyces ophidiicola is the source of this 1176-nucleotide messenger RNA. RefSeq lists its product as uncharacterized. The transcript is spliced from 2 exons. Lineage: Eukaryota; Fungi; Ascomycota; Eurotiomycetes; Onygenales; Onygenaceae. The record is from RefSeq and is a predicted model, not a curated record. Bases 1 to 1176 code for a protein of 391 amino acids.